AUGCGUCGCCGCAGUCCAUCAGUGAAAGUCGCCUGCCGUGUGUGUCAUGACCGGCGCGUCAAAUGCGACCGCAGUGAAGGCGUCGCAUGCUCCAACUGCCGAAAUGCCCGACGCGAUUGUCAGCCGAUUAUUUCUCGUCGUGGACGGAGACGAAAACUGCCUCUCCUGCCUACUGGAGCAGGCCCAAACAGCAGUCUUUCAGGUGUCACUCAAAAGGUGCUGGAUGGUCGACUGACCCAGACGACUUCAACACCAGUUUCAUCCACUCAGUAUGCCCAAAGCAACAGGGAAAAGCAGCAGCAAGAUCCAUGCUUUCCAGCUAUCGGGAUGAACGGUAGAACUCCAUAUGUUGGAGAUUCCUCUAACCUCAACUAUUUAAUCCAACAAUUUGGAAACCCCUUUGGGGGUGCCACAGAUGCUCGCCAACUCCAAGACCAUCUUCAAGGCGCAAUGCUGGCCAGACUAGGCAAGUCGACGACACAAGAGAUAGAAAGUCUUCACGUGUCUACUCGUGAAUACUUACAGAAGCAAGGAAUAUUCGAUCUGCCGUCACAAAAGACAAGCCAGGCCCUUCUCGACGCUUACUUCCACCAUUCACAUGCUGCCCUACCCAUUCUUGAUACGUCGAGAUUCCUCGUCACUCUCGAAGAGAGCUCAUUCUCACACUUACUCUUGAAUGCAAUUUAUCUCGUCGCUACCACCUAUUGUUCGGAUUCGGUCAUUUCAGAAGCCGGCUUUGUAUCCCGAUACGCCGCAAGCCAUACCUUCUAUCAGAGAGCCAAAGCGGUUUAUGAUGCUGGAUAUGAAACAGAUGCGAUCGCGACAAUUCAAGCUACUUUCCUUAUCUGUCACUGGUGGAGUGGCCUCCUAGAGCAGAAAGACCCUUGGCACUGGCUGGGUAUUUCCGCCGGAUUGGCACAGGCUUUGGGGAUGCACCAAGCGAGGUCGUACAUCCACCUCGAUGAGAACGAUCGGAAAACAUGGCGAAGGUUGUGGUGGAUAGCCAUGGACAUCAAUCUGUCUAUGCUUCUUGAUCGUCCACCUCGCGUACAAGGAAGACUGUGCAAUGUUCCGCCUUUGUCGGAAGCAGAUUUUGAACAAGUCAAUGGUCUUCAAGCAGCAGAGACCAUUUGUAGAAAUCUCAAUGAGGCAAAUAUCUUCGUGAUUAAUUCUGUGCAACUAGCUCAGACAGUGGAUCGAUUUUUCUCUAUCAAAUAUGACGAAGACAGUACUCACUUGCAAGACGUCUGCUUAGAGCAGAUUUCGUUGUGGUCGUCAUCACUCCCCUCGGACUGCAAGUCUUUGUCAACGACGAGCAGCAUAUGGGAUAUAUUGAGUCAGAUCCUAUACCAGGAAUACCGGCUGGUCUUGCAUCGGAGCAACCCUAGGUUUUCUACCGACACAGGCCCCGGCAGCCAGGCGUUCGAAAUAUGUACAGAGAUCUCUCACAUGCUUGAAAUACUCAUAGCAAAGGAUCUGGUCUAUGCUACCGCGGGAAACAUAAUCGCUCCCGUGCUGUCUGUGCUGUCGAUUCAUAUUGUCAACAUCCGCACAGGUGACACUGGUCUGCGAAUAAUUUCCGAAAAUCGUGCCCAUCUGUGCAUGGGUAUACUUAAUAAAUUGCAAGAUCGGAUGCCGAUAGUUGCAACAUUCUACCCAAUCUAUGAGUCCCUGCUCAAUCGAUACUCUGUUGGUGUGCCAAAACGGGAUGGCACAGGAGUACACGAACAUCCGCCAAGAAUACUUUCGACGCAAGAAGCACCUCUUCAACUUGAUAUUGGAAGUAGACAUGCUAGUAUGGAACCUUCCGAGAGUUUGUUCGACCAAGCCCUGCAUGACAGCAUGAGUACAACCUUGCCUUUUUCGUUUCCAUUCGGCAGUUUCUUUGAAGAGUUCUUUCUGAGCCCGAGUUCUCAGCCUAUAGUCGGGUACUGCGAGAACGAGGUCUCGUCUGCUCAGUGA
Penicillium subrubescens is the source of this 1962-nucleotide messenger RNA. RefSeq names its product transcriptional regulator family TF. Lineage: Eukaryota; Fungi; Ascomycota; Eurotiomycetes; Eurotiales; Aspergillaceae. Gene Ontology annotation, molecular function: DNA-binding transcription factor activity, RNA polymerase II-specific; DNA binding; zinc ion binding. The coding region runs from base 1 to 1962 and encodes 653 amino acids. The transcript is spliced from 7 exons. Gene Ontology annotation, biological process: DNA-templated transcription; regulation of DNA-templated transcription. The record is from RefSeq and is a predicted model, not a curated record.